AUGUCCACCGAAGCACCCGAACCCUCGCUGGUGGGACUGUCCCUCUCUGGAUCAACAGCAUACGCUCCCUCAGCGUCAGGGCACAGCGCAAGCUCUCCCACCAAGACAAGCAAUUCUACGUCCUUCAGCUUCCCGCCCUUCGCGGCCUUCCCUCCAUUCUACACCUUGCAACCCAACCUCACCACCCGCGCACGCCAACUGGACCUCUGGUCGAGCUUGAUCCUGUCGUACUGUGCCUACCAUCGUCUCUUCAAGCUCUCACUCUCCUCUCCACCGCAAGAUCUCUUCCAGAAUACAAGUAUCAAGCGGAGUCUGAAACCAAACGACAUUCGCGCUGUGCUUGAGUACAUGAGCCAGUCUGGCCGCACCGUGGAUUUCAUCCCUUCUGCGUCCAGGAGCGAGCAGAGUAACACAUGCUGGGUGUACUGGCGGAGCAUAGGAGAGUGGGCAGACACGAUAUACGGAUGGGUAGACGACACUGGACAGAAAGGUGCAGUCUUGACCGUCUAUGAACUGAGAGAGGGGGAGGGAGUCAUUGGAAGAGAGUGGGAAGGCGUGGAAGAAGAAUUCCUGAGGAAAGUCUUGAACGUCUUGGUCAAGCGAGGAAAGUGCCAAGUCUUUGGGCAAGAGGAAGGAGCCGGAGUCAAGUUCUUUUAA
Lecanosticta acicola is the source of this 657-nucleotide messenger RNA. Lineage: Eukaryota; Fungi; Ascomycota; Dothideomycetes; Mycosphaerellales; Mycosphaerellaceae. The record is from the annotation of a GenBank genome assembly.